This is a messenger RNA of Pyricularia pennisetigena, 2064 nucleotides long. RefSeq lists its product as uncharacterized. The transcript is spliced from 4 exons. Lineage: Eukaryota; Fungi; Ascomycota; Sordariomycetes; Magnaporthales; Pyriculariaceae. Bases 1 to 2064 code for a protein of 687 amino acids. The record is from RefSeq and is a predicted model, not a curated record.
AUGCAGCGAGUGUCGACGAAGAAAACAGCGGGCCAGCCUUGUAGCAACUGUUCAAGGCGAUUUCCACAGCCUAUUUGCGAGUACAAGCCCAUUACGACUAGACGUGCGGGAGGCUCUGACUCUCCAAUCACACCAACAGAUGGCAGCAACCCGUUCCGCUCCCCCAUUAUACAAGAUGAUAGCCUUGACUUCUUUAACCUCAGCCAGCAGCCUAUCUUGCCCGUGAGACCGGUAACCUAUGAUUGGAUAGGGUGCGAGCCAGACGCUACGCAGCUAUGGAAUCAAAGGCAGUGUUCGGGCUUGGAAGCAAUGGACCUGGUGCAAUGGUCUGGGACCGAUGUAUUGACACAGUUCCCGAGCCCUGGACGCUGGGACGCACUACCCUGGACAUCAGCCCCGGGAUCUCCUCCACAGUCCUCCAUCAGACUCUGCAACGUCAACUGUGAAAUCCAUUCACGCCCUGAAAACGGUGCUUCAGGUCUGCUGCAGGCUCGGAAUACCACUUUCAACCGCCCCAUCGACGCGAGCUGGGAUCGUCAGAGGACGGAGGACACAGUCACUUGGCUCCUGGCGCUGGAAGCCCGCGCUCGAGACUUUGCUCUUUCGCCUCAGCCACGGGGAACAACCCAAGCGCUGAGCUCGCUGCCAGUGCCACCGACACAGCAACACACAGAGUUGCUCAGAACUUUUGUGAAGCUGGCCUCCAGUUUUCGAUCAUGCAUAGAUGGCAAUAACCAAGACGCGACCAACUCUCGCAUUGAAUUAUGCAUGCCAUUCUGCGUGCGGACACCUCUUCUGGCCCAGGUCGCCAUAUACACCGCUUCGUGCUUCCUCGUUGAGACUGGUGCUCUUGACAAGACCGUGGCUAUGGCCCACAAGGGGCUAGCAAUCCGGAUGCUGAACGAGCUGUUGAGAUCGACUUCAGACUCGACAAGCGACGAAGCCAUUGCAGCUGUCGUCCAGAUGAUCCUGGGUGAGUGGUACUGGGGGGAUUCCAGCAACGACCUGCAGGCCCAUCUACGAGGUCUCAGGGAAAUGAUUCGGCUGCGCGGCGGCAUCCACAACCUGGGCAUGGAGGGUUUUGUGGGCAAGCUCGUCGUGGUUGUGGAUUGCGUUAUUGCUCUCUCGCUCGAGCAGCCCCCAUUUCUGAGCAUUGAAAAUAUUCAAGACGGCAUCCCUGGAGGUGCCGGCGAGCAGUCCCAGGCUGCCUACGACACGCCAUUUGCGGCUUCCUCGCUAUCAUUCUCGGCCUGUUCAGAUAUUCUCGGGUUCCAUCCCGUCACAGCAUCCAUCCUGGACGAUAUACGAUUUCUAAUUUCGACGGUCCUCGACAUGCCGUCCAAGCCAUCACUUGUCGAGCUGAACAAGCUCAAAAGCACUGCCUCCUGGACCUGUGACCGGAUCUCACGGUUGCAUCCGGAUCUGCCUCGGGAUGGCAGCCCCCAAGAGCCAGAAAACCAUGCUCUCGCCGGCAUCGCAAGAGGAGCGAAGCUGGACCGCAAACACUCCCCAGAGCGCGACCCAGCCACGCUGGGAUACUACAGCAACGCCGACGGCGUCGGCAUCUCGGGCAUCCCGGGCCUGCCGAGACGCAGGACCGCACCGCCGACCACACUUGGGUCCGAAACGCCAGCCGACCCGCCGUCGUCCGACUCCAUCUACCAGGUCGUGCGGCAGACGGCGCUCGUGUACUGCCAGGCGGCGGCGGCCACCACCACCACCAUCACCACCACGCCGUUCAGCGCCGCGGUCGGGGCCCAAGACCUCUCCCGGCUGUGGACGGCCGUGCGCCGCGUGCCGCUGGCCCAAUGGAGGCGCGUCCUCGGCGUGUUCGGAUGGGUCCUGGCGGCCGUUGCCCCCUCGGCCCGCGGCACCCCGCACGACCGCCUCGCAAAGAGCCUCUUCACCACCUGGGGCGUGCAGAUGGCUCUGGACGACUGGGCCGCCACGACAGCCGCCCUCCGUGGUGCUCUGAGGCUCCAGGCGCGGCUGCUGCACCGUGCUGGUCCGUCGCGUGCUGUUCAUGGCGAAGGCGUUUUCGUCAAGCUGGAGCCUGGUGUAUGA